UUAAAUGAUUGGGAAGUAAAAUAUGCUAAACUUAAUACAAUUGAAGGCUAUAUGAUUUGUUCAUUAAUGUCAAAAGUAACUGUUAAUGCUCGUGAUAAGUCAUGCAUAAUGUAUGAACUUGAGAUCAAUGUUUCUAAGCUAAAAAAUACUGAAAAAUAUGAAGUACACCUAUUUUUUGGUCGUGUACAUUUUUAUUUUCAUUAUGUAUUUCAUGGAAAAUAUCAACUACUUGCAUAUAUUCAUAAUGCUAAAAAUGUACGAAAAGGAUUAUAUGGCUUAUGUAGCUUUGAAGAAUUUGGUGAUUAUGAGUUUGUAGAUGUGUCAAGGGUACAAAGAUGUGUAGGAUUUUUGAAAGUUGGAAAAUGCUUUUAUGUUAUAGAUAAGGCUAAUUAG
Messenger RNA from Cetraspora pellucida, 393 nucleotides. NCBI's taxonomy places the organism in Eukaryota, Fungi, Glomeromycota, Glomeromycetes, Diversisporales, Gigasporaceae. The record is from the annotation of a GenBank genome assembly.